Messenger RNA from Pelecanus crispus (Dalmatian pelican), 532 nucleotides. Lineage: Eukaryota; Metazoa; Chordata; Aves; Pelecaniformes; Pelecanidae. The record is from RefSeq and is a predicted model, not a curated record.
AUGACUCUGUACCAGCAGUUGGUGCUUGAUGCUUUUUGCAAAUUACGGGGUGGAGGCCCGGGUUUCAAGGCCUUGCUGGAGAUGGUGUUUGGUGCCAAGGUGGUUGUCACUGGUGAUGGAUUUGUUCCUGGAGAAAGGAGUGUCAUUAUCAUGAACCAUCGCACACGAAUGGACUGGAUGUUCCUGUGGAACUGCCUGCUGCGAUACAGCUACCUCAGACUUGAAAAAAUCUGUCUCAAAUCCAGUCUCAAAAGCAUUCCAGGAUUUGGCUGGGCGAUGCAGGUUGCUGCCUUUGUUUUCAUUCAGAGAAAGUGGGAAGAUGACAAGAGUCACUUUGAAAAAAUGCUGGAUUAUUUCUGUGACAUUCGUGAACCACUACAACUCCUCAUCUUUCCAGAAGGAACUGAUCUCACAGCCAAUACCAAAGCCCGCAGUAAUGAAUUCGCUGAAAAGAACAGAUUUCAAAAAUAUGAGUAUGUCUUACAUCCGCGAACUACUGGAUUCACUUUUGUGGUUGAGCGUCUAAGGGAAG